CACAGGUGAAGGCAGGGGAGGCUGCAAAUUGAAUCCAAUGCUAUCCACAAAGUCUGUCCCUUAGGCCUUUGGCCUGCCGAGCAAGUUAGCCUGCACAGCUAUAAAGCCAAGCCGAACGAUCCAAAUGCCUUGUGAGCAUCCAAACCAUCUCCUUCCUCCCUCUUCCUCUCACCCCCAUUCAAAGCCUAUCUUCUCAUUCUCUCGCAUCCACCUUCUCCCGUCACUGGGAGGGGCGGUCCUGGACUGGGUUUGCUCUGUUUUUCUGCUUCUCCAUGGCUUGCAGACUCGCAGAUUCGAGCUUUCUCUUCAAGGGCCCCUCUCAAAGGCCAGUUCGAAACCAUAAAUUUGCCCCCUUGAAUUCUCUGGGCAUAAAUCAUCUAAAGUGGAAAAGUUGUCUCCAAAGAGGAAUCAAACAUCAACAAUGUUUAGUUCCCAUGAAAAGGACAGGAGUUGUGCAAGCCGUGGCCAUUCCGCUUGCACCCUCUCCAGCAGAGCCAUCUCCGACAGAGCCAUCUCUGGCAGAGAGUGCAGAGUACAGAAAAUAUUUAGCUGAAAGCUAUGGUUUUAAACAAAUAGGGGAGCCACUUCCACAAAAUGUUGCAUUAAAGGAUAUUGUUAACUCCCUUCCGAAGAAGGUGUUCGAGAUUGAUAAUAUGAAAGCUUGGAAGUCAGUUUUAACAUCUGUCACCUCCUAUGCCUUGGGCAUCUUCAUGAUUUCAAAAGCCCCAUGGUAUCUGCUUCCUCUAGCUUGGGCAUGGACAGGGACUGCAGCCACAGGGUUUUUUGUUAUAGGCCAUGAUUGUGCUCAUAAAUCGUUUUCGAGGAACAAAUUAGUGGAAGACAUUGUUGGAACUCUGGCCUUUUUGCCGCUGAUAUAUCCAUACGAGCCUUGGCGUUUUAAACACGAUCAACAUCAUGCGAAAGCAAACAUGUUGCGCGAGGAUACGGCUUGGCAUCCUGUUUGGAAGGAAGAGCUUGAAUCAUCCCCAAUUUUGCGCAAGUUGCUCAUAUAUGGAUAUGGUCCAUUUCGACCUUUGAUGUCUAUAACACAUUGGUUGGGGUGGCACUUCGAUUUGAGCAAGUUCAGACCAAAUGAGGUUAGAAGGGCGAAGAUAAGUUUGGCAUGUGUUUUUGCAUUCAUGGCGAUUGGAUGGCCAUUGCUCAUCUAUAAGACUGGGGUCAUGGGAUGGAUAAAAUUCUGGUUGAUGCCAUGGUUGGGAUAUCACUUUUGGAUGAGCACCUUUACAAUGGUUCAUCAUACAGCACCUCACAUACCUUUCCGAUCUGCGGAUGAGUGGAAUGCAGCCCAAGCCCAGCUUAAUGGGACAGUUCAUUGCAGUUACCCUAGUUGGAUAGAGACACUGUGCCAUGACAUCAAUGUGCACGUACCCCACCAUAUUUCGCCAAGAAUUCCAAGCUAUAACUUGCGGGCUGCUCAUCAAUCUCUUCAAGAGAACUGGGGAAAGUAUAUGAAUGAAGCUACAUGGAAUUGGCGUAUGAUGAAGACAAUAAUGACAGUAUGCCAUGUUUACAGUAAAGAGGAAAAUUAUGUUCCCUUCGACAAACUUGCCCCCAAAGAAUCUCGUCCAAUCACUUUCCUUAGAAAAGUGAUGCCUGAUUACGCAUAAUUCAUUUUGUGGCUCAUGGGGUCCACAGUUUUUGGUUCUUUACAUCUACAUCUUCUCAUUUUAGGUGAAAUUGCGGAUCUACAUUUACAAUAUGUUGCAUGCUCAGACAUGUAUUUGUAACAAUUCUAAAGAGAAAUAUAGAAGAAACUUAUUUUCUUGUGGUUAUGGGACUUUGAUGUGCUGCAAUAAACAGAGUCCAGACCCAGGAGAGUGGGUUGUUCCUUGGAUUAUCAUUUCAUCUACAUAUUGGGGUCUAUCAGAUGGAAUGGGGUGGCAUAGAUGAGGGUUUAUGAUGGGACAUCGUGUUUGUUUUGCUUAACGGAAUGUAAUAAGAAUAGAAUGGAAUGAAAUUUUGAAUGGAUACAGAGAUAAUGUUUAAAUA
Malania oleifera is the source of this 2010-nucleotide messenger RNA. Its product is annotated as omega-6 fatty acid desaturase, chloroplastic. Gene Ontology annotation, molecular function: oxidoreductase activity. The transcript is spliced from 10 exons. Lineage: Eukaryota; Viridiplantae; Streptophyta; Magnoliopsida; Santalales; Ximeniaceae. The coding region runs from base 273 to 1628 and encodes 451 amino acids. Gene Ontology annotation, biological process: lipid metabolic process. The record is from RefSeq and is a predicted model, not a curated record.